UGAAACCGGAUGUGUAAUUCCUUCACAGUCUGGUGAACUUUACGAAGCCAUCCAAAAGCCAGUCGUAUCUCCUCCCGUCGAGGAACUUCAGUACCCGUACAGUAAGCUUGUGUGCCUCUGCCUCCUCGCCUCAGGUUCUCGUACCUUUGCACCACCACCGGGGGUACCGCCGGAACGCUCGUGAGAGAAGAGCGCCAUGGCCCGUGUGGUGGUUGAAGCGAUGCCGGAGACAGUCGGAGGAGGAGGAAUGAUGCUGAACCGGCGGAGGAGCAAAGCCAGGCGAAGAAAGCGAAAGGAGUUGUUCGUCGUCCAGAUGUGCUUUGCGGGGGUACUUCUGGGGGUUGUCGUUGGGCUCAAGACUGUGGCACAGAAAGCAGGAUAUCAUGUUUCCAGCUCCAUGGUUGUGGAGGAGGCAAGAUGGGAAAGUCGUCACCUUCUACAGGAAGACAACCACUCCAAGCUGUACUCUGAGCCUGAGAAGAACUGCACCGAACCAGCAAUCCAUGAGUUCCCCAGGGAUUACUUCACCAACAAGCAGCGCGUGGAAGGAGCAGUGGGUCUGCACGUGCUUUGCGCAGUCUACAUGUUCUACGCUCUGGCGUUGGUGUGCGAUGACUACUUUGUCCCCUCGCUAGAGAAGAUAUGCGAGCGUCUGCAUCUGAGUGAGGAUGUUGCAGGAGCGACCUUCAUGGCAGCAGGCAGUUCAGCGCCUGAACUGUUUACCUCUGUCAUUGGAGUUUUCAUCACUAAAGGUGACGUCGGGGUCGGCACCAUUGUGGGAUCUGCCGUCUUCAACAUCCUCUGCAUCAUCGGAGUGUGCGGGAUAUUCGCUGUGCAGACGAUCCGUCUCUCCCGCUGGCCUCUGCUCAGAGACUCAGUCUACUACACCUUAUCGAUCUCUGCUCUUAUAGUGUUCAUAUAUGAUGAAAAAGUAGUUUGGUGGGAAGCUCUCACGCUGAUCCUGAUGUAUUUUGUCUACAUUUUGAUCAUGAAACUGAAUUCCUACAUUGUCCGUUUCCUGGGGAGGAGGAAGAAGAACUCGACCACUUUGAGAAACGGUGCAGCAAAUAACACAGAACUGGACGAUGGCUGUGAUGCUACUGCUGUUCUUUUAAAGAAAGCAAACCACCACAGGAAGACAUCUGUGUUAAUGGUAGACGAGCUGCUGUCAGCGUACCCCCACCAGUUGUCCUUCUCCGAGGCCGGCAUGAGGAUCAUGAUCACCAGCCACUUCUCCCCCAGAACUCGUCUCACCAUGGCCUCACGAAUGCUCAUCACUGAGAGGCAGCGUCUAAUCAACACGCGGACUUUGACUAACGGUGACUCUGAGGUUCCCGUGAAGGGAGGGGGCAGGUGGGGCAUAGAAAAUGGGCUGUCUGGAGCUGAAAGGGGCGUCGGCGUUCGGCGCGAUGACAGAGAGGCCGGCAAUGAGACGGAUAAUGAGGACAACGAGAACAAUGAGAAUGAUGAAGAGGAAGAAGAGGAGGAAGGAGAGGGACCUUACGUACCAUUCCAAUGCCCAGCGGGUGGGUUUAAUAAACUGAAGUGGCUGCUGGCUUGGCCUCUGGCCCUGCUGCUAUUCUUCACCAUCCCCAACUCCUCCACACCUCGCUGGGAGAACUGGUUCAUGCUGUCUUUUGUUGCCUCCACACUUUGGAUCGCCAGCUUCUCCUACAUCAUGGUCUGGAUGGUAACAGUGAUAGGCUUCACACUCGGUAUUCCAGACGUCAUCAUGGGUAUCACAUUCCUGGCAGCUGGCACCAGCGUCCCCGACUGCAUGGCCAGUCUUAUAGUGGCACGACAAGGAAUGGGUGACAUGGCGGUGUCCAACUCCAUCGGCAGUAACGUGUUCGACAUCCUGGUAGGGCUCGGUCUUCCCUGGGCUCUAAAGACCUUGGCUAUCAACUAUGGCUCUGAUAUCAAAUUAAACAGCAAAGGACUCAUCUUCUCUGUGGGGCUCCUGCUGGCAUCUGUGUUUAUGACAGUCCUGGGAGUUCACCUAAACAACUGGACGCUGAACAAACGUCUGGGUUUCAUGUGUCUCAUCCUCUACUCCAUCUUCGUGUGUUUCUCCUGCCUCAUCGAGUACAACAUCUUCACCUUUGUCAACCUGCCGACCUGCCGGGAUGACUGAGACACGCACGCAUACACAACACACUCACUGUGCACACACUUACACAAACAACUGGUGUUUGCAAGGAAUUCAAAAAGAAAUAUUAAAUAGAUAGCUGGUGGCAACAAGUGGAAGAUCUUAUUGGAGACCAAAGAAUUAAUUGCAAAUACUAUUUGGCACAGGUCUGACUCACACUGAUUUUUCUGUGGCUUGUUUUUUUGCCAUAUGGAGCUGCUCUGGUGUUUAGCCCACACCAGACCAGAGAGUGGGACUGAUUCCAGGAGUAGAGAUGGAAGCAACCAACGGACAGCACAGAGGAUGAUAACCUCGCACGCACACACACACACACACAAACACACAGAAAUUAUUCUACUACUGCUCACUCCUGACAUGAGGACCUUUUAUUUUGAAACUCCCUGUGUUAGGUGUGAUGUUUCCUAGCUGCUAACCUUUCCUGAGAGGAAAGGCGGGUCUUUUAGAUCUACUAGUUGAAAGUAAUAAGUAAUAAAAAAAAAAGCAAUGAUGUAAAGCGAUGGGAAGUUUAGACAGAGUUAGGGCCACGAGUCUUCAUUAUUCGUUACAGUGUUUACUUGGGACUUUUUGUUAUUUCCAUCUUACGCUCGCAUUUACAGUUUUUCUUUUAAGACAUGCACCUACAAGUCUCCACUUCAGCAGGAACAGGGCAUUAUCCCGUCACCUUUUUAUAAAUUAACUCACGGCCGUAGCUGUCAUGUUUCAUAUUGAUUUCCUUUCUAUAAAUAGCUCACCUCUGUAAAUAACCCCCAGAUGUCCUAUUUAUUAUUUAUUCCUGUCAUACGCACAGUUCUCUGGAGGUCACAAGAGCACCUGGGCAGGUUUUUGUUUGUGCAGCCGGGGAUCCAGGUCGAUGAUCACAAUCACAAGCACAAUUUUUGUGAGGGCAUUUUGCAAAAUUCCGUUUGAUCUGGAUGAGUAGUUCUACGUGUGGACGGGACAUGCGGAGCUCAAACUUGCACUGAAGAGCGGGAGAGCAAGGUGUUUACCCGCUGAAGCACGCUGAUUAUGAGGAGAGGAUCCUUGUAAAAUGAAGCAGGUUUGUGUGGAGUGGGUUCGAGAAGCAGAUGUAUUUAUGUCUUUCGUGAGUGGGGAGCUGCUGCUUGUUCUCCUCUCAGAGACACUGACCAAAUAGACUCAAAACAGUGGUGGCAUUAUUCAAAACCACACCUGGACCAGGUGUUUGCUCUGUGCUGGAAGGAUGGAUGGAUGUCCUGCUUUACUUCUCUGAGGGUGAGCAAUGUAACUGGUAGUAAAGUAGGACUUUUUACCCCAACUCUUUAAGGUUGGGAGGAGUUUCCACUAUAUUUUUCUCCAGGAGUUCUUUGUAUUUUGUAAUGCCUAAUGUCUAGAUUUGUCCAAAUUUGGUAGGUUUGUGGCACAUAAAUAUUCCUACUAGUUUUUAGAGCAUGUACAGUGUGGUUUGUGAAACCCUCCGGGGAAUUUUUUAUUCCACUAAGGGGCCAGUAAAGUUGAAUUAUUCUUGAAAGACUUCCACCAACACUGAAGUGAACGCUUGUCAGUCAGGUUGAUUCUUCUCACACAGUUUUCAUCAAAAUGUCAGCUUUUCCUCAGACAGGUUCAUUUCAAAUGUCAAGUGCUCUAUGCUCUUUUUUUCUCACUGAGGGAAGAGUAUUGCUAAAA
Molecule: messenger RNA, 3790 nt
Organism: Haplochromis burtoni (Burton's mouthbrooder)
Lineage: Eukaryota; Metazoa; Chordata; Actinopteri; Cichliformes; Cichlidae
Gene: slc24a3
Product: solute carrier family 24 member 3
Exons: 17
Coding region: 197-2134 (645 amino acids)
Biological process (GO): calcium ion transmembrane transport; intracellular calcium ion homeostasis
Cellular component (GO): membrane
Molecular function (GO): calcium channel activity; calcium, potassium:sodium antiporter activity
Source: RefSeq, a predicted model, not a curated record